Molecule: messenger RNA, 1863 nt
Organism: Gigantopelta aegis
Lineage: Eukaryota; Metazoa; Mollusca; Gastropoda; Neomphalida; Peltospiridae
Product: cilia- and flagella-associated protein 46-like
Exons: 14
Coding region: 85-1821 (578 amino acids)
Biological process (GO): axoneme assembly; cilium movement involved in cell motility
Molecular function (GO): protein binding
Source: RefSeq, a predicted model, not a curated record
AUGGUGUCAAAAUUUACUCUCACCGUUGACGUUUGGAUUUAUUGAAAUUUGUUUAUAUCCGCGAUAAAUUAAUUACAAUUUGCUAUGGAUAACAGCAUCCGAAGUUUAUUGACUGGCGCAGAAAAAUGCACAGGCUGUGAGAAGAACCCUCCUCUGCAGCAAGCCUACGUGCUUCUGCGAAAUAUUGCAGAAACAAGACCAGCUGUUGAUGCACCCGAACCAUUUGGUGUUGAUCUCUAUGUUCGGUGUGCAGAGAUUGCCUUUAGGAACGGACAGGUCGACAUGGCGAAGGAAUGUCUCAAGAUGUUUUUCAUGAAGCCUCCGCCACACAAUCAGUUUUUGUGUCGGGCUUAUCUCUGUCAGGCUCAGCUUUUAGCUCCACAAAAUGCAAACAAUCCAGAGCAGCUGGAGAAGGCAGUCGUGUAUCUUCUUAAAGCUAUUUCCUUUGCUAAGGAGACACCCAGUUACCACUUUCUCGUGUACAAUGCAUCCGUGCUGUACUGGCAGUUUUGCCGCCCGUUCCUCAAGCCAAUGUAUCGCCAGUACCUGGCCCGCAGUCUUCACCAGGUGGUCAAAGCUCUUGAUGACAUAGAUGACCAUGACUAUGAGUGGCGCGCACAGCUCAUGAUAGCGUUGAUAGAAUGUCACCUUGACGCCGGGCGGGUGAGUGAUGCAUCACACAUCACCGCGGCUGCUGCGUCAUUCAUCAAACAGUAUGUGCCCGGGCUCUACAAGCAAGUCUUUGGACUCAUGGUCCGACAUCAGCUGGUUGACUCUGCGAAGUUCAACAAAGAGGUCAAAGCAUCACCAGAGUUGUCCAUCUACUACAAAAUCUGCAAACUCAAAGUAUCUGUGGAGAAGUGUGAAAAUAAAGUCUAUUACAGUGAAAUACAGAGUAUACUCAACCAGAUGGAGGUGCCACACACCCCGGGGUCUGUUCACGGUCGACCGGUUUCUCGGCAGGACACUAAGCUUGGAACUCACUCGCGGUCUCCGGCCAGCUCGCCAACUGGAGUGAAAGAGAAGGAUGAAGAAUUACCACAGCCUAUUCCUUCUGAAAAGAGGAAAAGCCCUAGUAAAGGAGGUCGCCGUACCCCGACCCCAACCACCAGCAGGAAACUAGCAGUUGAUUGCACCGACAAACCCUACCUGUUGCUGGAACUUGCGAGAUUCUGUUUGGAGCUAGACUUUGCUGAUCUUGCUGAAUCCUGCAUUGAAAACACAAAGACAUGCAUUAUAAAGGAACCAAGUUUCUACCUGGAGCUUGAGUUUCUUCAGUGUGAGCUGAUGGUGAGGUCACUGGGUGACAAGCAGGAGUCUUACCAGAAGUCUGUUGUUGAGGUGCGCCUGCAGGCGAUUAAGCGUUGUGAGGAGGCAAUCAUGAAUGCCAUCCGGUCAGGGAAGCCCAACGUGAUCCAGGCCGGCUGUGUGACGCAGUGGAAUCUCUGUCUGCCUCUACUGCAGGCUAACCUGAGACACCACGUCCGCAAACCUCUCAUACUCGUCGCAGAGGCACUCGCAGAUAUUCAGAGUCUGCUGGUCCAGCUGAGAUGUCAGGUGCACACAGAGCUGACCAAGUGUGAGGAGGAUCGCGAGCAGAUACAGGUGGCCAUGGACCACCUCAAGAAGGCCCUAGAGCUGGAUGAUGGUAACAUUUACAGAGAACGUCUCGAGGUCGCCCUGCACAGACUGGAGCUGAGGUCAGAACUCUACAAACAGCCGGACAGACCAGAGGACCAAGCUGCCAUGAUCAUCGAACAGGUAAACACAUCACUGAUCAUCAAUACUUAUAAACACAUCACUGAACAUCAAUACUUAUAAACACAUCACUGAUCAUCAAACAUGUAAACACAACACUGAUCA